Thamnophis sirtalis is the source of this 780-nucleotide messenger RNA. Lineage: Eukaryota; Metazoa; Chordata; Lepidosauria; Squamata; Natricidae. The record is from RefSeq and is a predicted model, not a curated record.
AUGGGAAUCCUUGCCAAAUCAUCUGGCUUUCUAAGUGGUAUCCAAGAGGUUCAGGUGGCAACUGGGGGUGAUUGGGAAUCCUGCUGUCAUGUGACAACUCAGGUCUUGGUCUUGGUUCCACACUCCUCUCUUACAGAUGCAAAAGUGGCUCCAGAUGAAUGUUUUGAGAUUAACAGGAAUGGCGGUAAAUAUGGCUACUGCAGAAAGGAAAAUGGUACAAACAUUCCAUGUGAACCAGAGAAUGUAAAAUGUGGCAGGCUCUACUGCACAGGUGGUAGAGAGUUCCCUACAUAUGGAGAAAAGAUCGUUUUUGGUUCGUGCAAAGCCAGCCAUUAUGAAUUAAUUGAUGAUAUUGGAAUGGUCGAUCCAAUAACAAAAUGUGGAGAAGGAAAGGUCUGCUUCCUCGGGAAGUGUCUUGAUGCAUAGACAACCUUUGGAUGAACAAUUUGCUUCUCUCAAAUUUGAUUUUGGAGAUUGUACUUUCGGAAGUCCAAAGAACCAUUUCCCUUCAUUCUAAUCAUCAAUCACUCUUAGCUUUUAGACGGCAUCUAAAAUAUUUCUUCUACCUAUUUAAUCUUACACCCUUUUGCUGUAAUUAAUUUUUUCCCCUGCCACUGAGCUCCACGGCUAUGUCCAACAUCAAAGGGACAUUUACAUUUUUGUCUUUUGCCGAUUUCAAAUCAUGUUUUAAUGCAACAUUCUGCCUUUUGAGCCAGUGCAUCCAAAGGCAACACUUCUUGUUCCGAAAUGUCAUGCUGAUUCCAAUAUGUAACUGCUUUC